Molecule: messenger RNA, 530 nt
Organism: Paramecium primaurelia
Lineage: Eukaryota; Ciliophora; Oligohymenophorea; Peniculida; Parameciidae
Source: the annotation of a GenBank genome assembly
AUGAAAAUAUUAAUUGUAUUUUUAUUUGCAGUUGCUUAUUGCUAUCCAAUUGUUGUCACUAAUACAGACUUGAGCCCUUCUGAUUUAUUUAUCAAUCAAAUAGAUUUGAUGAGUAAAAUAAGACAGCAAGUAAAUUAAAAUAUUAUUUAGUAGGAAAACAAAAAAGUUAUCUUAAUAAAUAUUCAAACAUCUCAUUAAGAUAAUGAAAUAUUCUAAAGCAAAUUACUCAAAAGGAUAGAAAGUUUAAAGAAUUUUAAAAAAUUGUUAAAAUCUAAAUCCACUUUUGUUUCCCCAUUUGUAGAUUAUUCUUCAAUCCAGUUUGCUUAAGGACUCUAAAAGGAUAAUUAAGUAAUUAGCUUUAUUUAUUCUAGGCACUUUUGAAAUAGGCUAUUAUAAUUUUUGUAUAAAUUAUUACAGAGUUGUACUACAGUAUUAAGUUAAAAGGCGCUUUUAUUUUUUAAAAUCAUAUAUAUUAAUUAGGUAUGUAUAGGCUUUAAAAGGCAAUUAUAUAGAUUGUAAUAUUAUUUUGA